Molecule: messenger RNA, 2451 nt
Organism: Striga hermonthica
Lineage: Eukaryota; Viridiplantae; Streptophyta; Magnoliopsida; Lamiales; Orobanchaceae
Source: the annotation of a GenBank genome assembly
AUGGGUGCCAGGUGCAAGUUUUCAGAUUUAGGCAAACAAUCCAGUAGCUUUCACAAACUAAGGAGGAUAGGCCGUCUCCUGCCUUUGGCUUCUGCUGAUGAUGGUGUGUCAGUUAAUUCAAAACCCCAAGCAAGAAGUGGCGAUGAGAUUGGGGGAAAGAGGUACAAGUUGGAUGAAUCCUUGAAGGAUGAGGACUACAGUACUGGCAUGGUUCAGUUGCUGCAUGAUGCUGCCAGGGUGUUUGAGUUGGCAAUUAAAGAACAAAACUCUGCAUCGAAAACAUCAUGGUUCUCAACUGCCUGGCUUGGUGUGGACAAAAAUGCUUGGGCUAAGGCACUGUCUUAUCAGGCGGCUGUGUAUUCUCUUCUGCAAGCAGCAAGUGAGAUUUCAUCUCGAGGAGAUGGAAGGGACAGGGAUAUCAAUGUUUUUGUGCAGAGGAGCAUAUCACGGCAAUCUGCUCCUUUAGAGAGUUUAAUCAAUGAUAAGCUGUUGGACAAACAGCCUGAAGCUUAUGACUGGUUUUGGUCUGAGCAAAUCCCAGCUGUGGUGACGAGCUUUGUUAAUUAUUUUGAUAAGGAGAAACGUUUUGCCCCUGCUAAUGCUGUGUAUAGAAAAGGUUUGUCUGCAGUUUCCGGCAAUUCAAGUGACAUAUCUCUUCUCUUGCUUGCACUUAGUUGUAUAGCAGCUAUCAUGAAACUUGGCCCUACAAAAGUUUCUUGUGCUCAGUUCUUUUCCAUUGUACCUGACAUAACUGGUAGAUUGAUGGAUAUGCUGGUUGAAUUUGUUCCUGUUGGCCAAGCUUACAACUCGAUAAAGGAAAUUGGCCUGCGUAGGGAAUUUCUGAUCCAUUUUGGUCCGCGAGCAGCUGCUUGUAGAGUGAAAAAUGAACUGGGUGCUGAGGAGAUUGUAUUUUGGGUGAGUCUAGUACAAAAGCAGCUGCGGCGAGCUAUCGACCGGGAGAGAAUAUGGUCCAGACUCACGACUAGUGAAAGUAUUGAGGUUUUGGAGAGGGAUUUGGCUAUAUUUGGGUUCUUCGUUGCCUUGGGGAGAAGUACACAAUCCUAUCUCUUUGCUAAUGGAUAUGAAACUCUGGAUGAACCAAUUGAAGGAUUUAUAAGGUAUUUAAUUGGAGGCACUGUGCUUUAUUAUCCUCAGCUGUCAGCAAUAAGUUCUUAUCAACUGUAUGUGGAGGUUGUUUGUGAAGAGCUGGAUUGGGUUCCUUUUUAUCCAGGCAGUAGUAGCACCUCCAAACGAACUGUUGCACACAAACGUAAUGAAUCCCUCCCCAACACUGAAGCAAUUGCCUUAGUAUUAGAAGUUUGUUCGCACUGGAUCGAGAGUUUCAUCAAGUACAGCAAAUGGCUUGAGAAUCCAUCUAAUGUUAAGGCAGCUAGGUUUCUUUCCAAAGGGCACAACAAAUUGAAAGCAUGUAUGGAAGAGCUGGGAAUUCAAAAGUAUGCGCUGGAGAAUGUUGAAGAAGCUCUUCUACGGCUCGAAGAACUGCUUCAGGAGCUGCAUGUAUCAAGCUCUAGUUCUAGGAAGGAGCAUUUGAAAGCUGCUUGUUCAGAUCUAGAAAGGAUUAGGAGACUGAAGAAAGAAACUGAAUUUCUUGAAGCAUCUUUCCGAGCCAAGGCAGCAUCUCUUCAGCAGGGAGCUGUCAGUGGCCUUAGACCUCCAGUUGGUGAGCAGCAACUGUACUCCAGAGAAAAAGGUAGUAAGGGUGCUGAUGCUGAAACUGAUGGGAGCCGCAGCUCUCGCGGAUUAUGGAGUUUCUUCGUACCUCGGCCAAAUAAAUCACCUAGCCCGAGCUUGUUAACUGCAAAUGAUAGUCAGAAUGAUGGGAUAGCUGAACAAGAAAUUGUAAAUAACGGAAUAACUGAAUCAGAAUCAGAUGAAAUUCAGCGCUUUGAACUUUUAAGGAGUGAAUUAAUGGAACUUGAGAAGCGAGUCCAAAGAAGUGCUGAUCGAUGUGGAUAUGACGAGGAGGAAGUUCUGGUUAAAAGUGACGCAUCUACACAUAAUGGUGAUGCUAAAGGCUCUGGGUUGGUACCGGUUCAAAAGAAAGACAGUAUUAUUGGGAGAUCCCUAGACAAACUGAAGGAGACGAGCACAGAUGUCUUGCAAGGCACUCAGCUUCUGGCUAUUGAUACAGCUGCUGCCAUGGGGCUCCUUAGGAGAGUGCUAAUCCGGGACGAGCUAACAGAAAAGGAAAAACAGGCUCUCAGAAGAACAUUAACUGAUUUGGCCUCAGUAUUGCCUAUUGGAUUUCUCAUGCUCCUUCCUGUUACUGCAGUGGGUCAUGCUGCUAUGCUGGCAGCUAUUCAACGCUAUAUGCCGGCAUUGAUACCUUCGACAUAUGGACAAGAAAGGUUGGAUCUGUUGAGGCAGCUGGAGAAAGUGAAGGAAAUGGAAGAUGAGGUUGCCGUCAAUGAACAUUCUGACGAGGAGUAA